Messenger RNA from Callorhinchus milii (elephant shark), 2693 nucleotides. Its product is annotated as coiled-coil domain-containing protein 60. Bases 214 to 2298 code for a protein of 694 amino acids. The transcript is spliced from 15 exons. The record is from RefSeq and is a predicted model, not a curated record. NCBI's taxonomy places the organism in Eukaryota, Metazoa, Chordata, Chondrichthyes, Chimaeriformes, Callorhinchidae.
AGAGAGAAAAAAAAACACCCUUUCUUUCAUGAGUUGGAGUGAGCCGUGGCUUUGUUUGUUACCAUUGGAAACAGAGGCUGUUGGACAAAAACAUAGGGAAACAUAGUCUUAACUAAGUAAUCGGCUGUCGGUUUUACAGGUGGUUCGAGCUGACGGAGGGUUCACGUGGGUGCACGGAAUGAUUAUUUUGUUCAACGAGAAGGAAGCUCAGCAAUGCCUACGCAGAGCUGCCGAGGGCUAGACCCGCGGAGUUUCGUGAUCAUUCAGCCCUUGCCCUCCCCGCCUCUCGGAGGGUUAAAGAUUCAGGCGAGAAGCUUGACCUCAGAGCUUGGCGUCUACAAUCCCUGCGAGCCCAGCAGGGAGCAGAUUUUCCGAGAGAACUAUCGGCGCAGACAGAGGCAGCUGAGCCAGCAGGGAUACAGGUCUGUCAGCUGGAAACCCUAUCAGGAAAUCGGAGCGCCUCUCUACCUGGAGACCAAGAAGCUCAUUCUGCAUUCGCUGGGGCAGCUCGAUCAGCCACCUGCCCUCCAGGAUAUUACCGAUGAGACACACGGUACAGCGGAAGAAAAACUUGAAGAAGUAAAACUCCCCGUCUCCCCAGACGUCUCAAAGGAUGACAAGUUAUUCCCCGGAAAGCUGUUGCGUCUGACUCACGAGAGCAGAGAACUGAGGACCAUCCGUAAGGAUCUCGUCCACACAAGACAGCUGAUGAGCGCGGUGAGGCGGGGAGCGGGCUACUUCAAGUGUCUGAAGAAGGAGGAGGAGGAGAAGGAGGGCGAGUUGUUAGCCGCGAGGCGGAGGCGAGAGGAACAGCGCAGGGCGGCCUGGAACCCACCCAAACCUUCAUCAGACGAGGAAUCCGAGGGAGAGCAAAGUGACCCUGAAAACUUUUUUAAAACGGAGCCAGCGUCCUUCGAGGUGACCGGGCAAGGAUCAGAGACGGGCAGGUGGUCUUCAAGGAGGAAGAGGGUGGUGCCUACACGACCUUUUACCCCGAUACACUGCAGCCUGCUGUCAACCAGGUUGACGGAGAGAGAUGCCGAGACUCUCUUCCGCCAGCUCUGUGUGCUGAUCUGGCUGCUGGAGACAUUGACCGUCGAACCACCCAACGCCACGGGAAGCGUGUUGACCUGUUGGAGCGGCAGAGAUCCGGGAGGAACCAAAAGCUCAACCAAGAGGAUCAAUAAAGAUAAAGCCAUAGAAACCAAAUGGGAGCAGUUCGUGAUGCAAUCCAAGGGUAAGAAGCUGGGCCAUCGGACCCCCCGCAGGACAUCCUUCCACCUGCGGAAAACCUCCUUCGGGAGCGCUUCCCGGAUCAGCCUGAUGUCGUCUAACCAGACACUGGUUCCCGACAGCGCCUCGUCUUUGAUGACCAGCUCUGAUGAGCUGGCGGCCGGCACCUCAGGGCUGAACCUCGUGUGCGAGACUCAGGAGGAGGAAUCGGCCACCAACGGCUCCGUCAGUCACAACAGGCAGGAGCGGGAGGACGAAGAGCCGGUGACAGACUACCUGAGGAAACUGCUGGAGUCUGUGCACCAGAGCAUAGCGAAGGAAUUACACGGAGAAGAGGGGGCUGAGAGGAAGAACUGUAAGGAAAGCUCGGCUGCGGCUCCGAGGAGCGAGCAGAGGUGCGGGUGGACUGAUCGCAGUGUAGAACAGCAACAGCAACAGCAGCAGCAACAGCAGCCUGGGGUCUGUCAACCUGCCCAGCGACCCAGAAGCUCCCCGACACACCCCUUCUCGAACGCCGGCCGCUUUAGCGCCAGCAAAUCGAGGUUCUCGGCAGAUCUGCAGUCAAAGUUCGUCGAGGUAGCGGAGGAGGCUGUCUUGUCUCUGCACGACAGCCUGGCAUGUUUAGAGAGGAAGCGUUUGGACAGCGGCAGAAGCAAAUUGAACGCCUUAGACCAGCCGAGGAGCCCCCACACGUACGCUCAGGACUUGUGCCGAUUGGCUGAAGAGCCCGGGCCAGAUCAAGUUCAAGGCCGGGCAGAGACCUGGUUCUCUGGCCUGCUGUCCAGAAUUCCCGAGGGCCUGAAGGAAAAUCCGCAGAUCAGCCGGGCGCUGAGGAGACUGUCGAAGCUCGGAGACCGUCAGGACUUGAGGGUUCGAUCCCAGCACUUCCUUAGAGUGCUGAGCGGACUCCGAGACUGGGAGCUGUGCUCUCCCUAUGUCAGCUCAGCUAUCGAGUUUACACGGGACAAAGUGGUUCAGAUGUCAGCGGAGGAUUAUGACUCCUGGCUUCAGCUGCGGGUGGAUAUAGCGAAGCGAUGUCCGAGUGCACCACCACCCAUGAGGUGAAAGGUCAAGGGGCCAAAAACGGUCCCGCUUCCUGUUCGACGUAGAAUGUUCGAUGUGCGUGGAUUUCUUUUUCCUUUUUUAAUGAAAAAAACCAAUCGCGAUGCAUUUGACCGUUUUCUAUCCCAAACGCAAGUGUGUCGUUUGCUGUCCAGUGGAGAUUGUGUUAGUAUUAAUUAUUAUUGUUGUUAGAUCGUCUGCGGUUUGCAGUUGAGCAUUGCAAAAUAAACUAAAACUACAACAAAUUGCAUUGAUACAGUACUUUUCACGUCGAGAGAACGUCCCAAGGCACUGAAAACCACACCAACGGCACCAAAGGGCUUCUCACUGAGAGGCCAAGUAGUUUAAGUCAAACUGGUGCCAGAGCACACCAGAACCGAUCCACUUUUCCUAGAGUA